AUGAAUGAGCAUUAUGAUGUAAUUAUCUUGGGAACAGGACUUAAGGAAUGUAUUCUAAGUGGCCUUUUGUCACAUUAUGGUAAAAAAAUUCUAGUUCUUGAUAGAAACCCAUAUUAUGGCGGAGAAACUGCUUCUCUUAAUUUGACGAACUUAUAUAACACCUUUAAGCCACGUGAAAUGAUUCCAAGCAAGUAUGGAGAAAACAGACAUUGGAAUGUUGAUCUUAUUCCCAAAUUUAUUUUAGUUGGAGGAAAUUUGGUGAAAAUUUUAAAAAAAACAAGAGUAACAAAUUAUUUAGAAUGGCUAGUUGUUGAAGGAUCUUAUGUAUAUCAACAUCAAAAAAAAAGUUUGUUGUUUUCGGAAAAAUUUAUACAUAAAGUUCCAUCAACAGAUAUGGAAGCAUUAGUAUCACCAUUAUUGUCGUUAAUGGAAAAAAAUCGAUGUAAAAAUUUUUACCAGUAUGUUAGUGAAUGGAAUGCUAAUGAUAAAAGUACUUGGGAUAACUUAGAUCCAUAUAGAUUGAGUAUGAUGGAUAUAUAUAAGUAUUUUAAUUUAUGCCAGUUAACUAUUGAUUUCUUAGGGCAUGCUGUUGCAUUAUAUUUAAAUGAUGAUUAUUUAAAACAACCAGCAUAUAUAACAUUAGAAAGAAUAAAAUUAUACAUGCAUUCUAUUUCAGCUUUUGGUAAAUCACCAUUUAUAUAUCCAUUAUAUGGACUUGGUGGAAUACCAGAAGGGUUUUCACGAAUGUGUGCAAUAAAUGGAGGUACAUUUAUGCUUAAUAAGAAUGUGACUGAUUUUAUAUAUAAUGAUAAUAAACAAGUAUGUGGUAUAAAAUCCAGUGAUGGAGAAGUUGCAUAUUGUGAUAAGGUCAUUUGUGAUCCAAGUUAUGUUAUGCAUUUAGAAAAUAAAAUUAAAAAGAUUGGGCAAGUUAUUAGAUGCAUAUGUAUAUUAAGUAACCCAAUACCAGAAACAAAUGAUAUUAAUAGUUGUCAAAUUAUUAUACCACAAAAUCAAUUAAAUAGAAAGAGUGAUAUAUAUGUUAACUUAGUUUCAUUUCAACAUGGUGUUUCAUAUAAAGGCAAAUAUAUAGCCAUUGUUUCAGCUACUGUUGAAACUAACAACCCAACAAAAGAAAUUGAAAAGGCAUUGGAAUUGUUAGGACCAAUUGACGAAAAGUUUAUUAAAAUAUCAGACUUAUAUGUAUCCACAAAUCCAAAGCCAAAGGAUAAUAUAUUUGUUACAUCCUCCUAUGAUGCAACAUCACAUUUUGAAACCGCAACAAAUGAUCUCUUAGAAAUAUGGGAAAAUCUAUGGGGACAAAAAUUAAACUUUGAUGACUUGAAUAAAAAUGAUAUCGAGCUAUGA
Messenger RNA from Plasmodium vinckei vinckei, 1365 nucleotides. RefSeq names its product rab specific GDP dissociation inhibitor, putative. The transcript has 4 exons. Gene Ontology annotation, cellular component: cytoplasm. The record is from RefSeq and is a predicted model, not a curated record. The coding region runs from base 1 to 1365 and encodes 454 amino acids. Gene Ontology annotation, molecular function: Rab GDP-dissociation inhibitor activity. Gene Ontology annotation, biological process: vesicle-mediated transport; protein transport; small GTPase-mediated signal transduction. NCBI's taxonomy places the organism in Eukaryota, Apicomplexa, Aconoidasida, Haemosporida, Plasmodiidae.